UAGGACAACAGUCGGCCGGUUGCGUUCAGGACGAGGGGACGAGGACGAUGGAUUGAUUGGGUCAUCCCCGCGGCAACGUACGGCCAAACACUCAUCAAAAUCGAGACUACAGGAAUGAAAAGAUAUUCAGUCCUUUUGGAGUUACUCCCCGAGUCACGUGCAACUGCACUCCCGAUAAUUUUAUAUUUUCAUUUAUCAGUUAUAUAAUUUAUAGUUUAUGCGCCGCCAAUUCGUGAACAUGCGAAAGCUGCGGGUGCAUUUCAUUCUGACGUUGAUGUCAGUGGUCUUAGUUGAUGUUCAGGGUCAGAAUGACGGGCAAACGAGCGACGGGCCCACAGGACCCAGAGCAGUCAAUCUGUUUGUCAUCAACGAGGAGACGAACGACGUGGCGAAUCGCAGUGUCAACAAUGCCCUGAAGAGCAUAAGGGACAAUCACAUGGGGUGGCUGGGUGAAACCAUAAUAAUCCAAAUAAACGGCUCUGACCCUCGUGACGCACUCGAGAGAAUCUGCACCGCAUGGGAUAGAGCAGUGCGCGACGGUGGUCGUGGGGUGCCCGAUCUCGUCCUGGACGUAACGAGAAGUGGCUUUGGAGCUGAAACAGUGAACUCCUUCACAUCAGCAGUGGGCGUGCCAACCCUCUCCGCCCAAUUCGGCCAAUAUGGGGACUUGAGACACUGGAGGGACCUCACCCAGGACCAGAAGAAGUACCUCAUACAGGUCCUGCCACCGGCGGAUUUGGUCCCCGAGGCCAUUCGCCAGCUCGCGAUCACCAUGAACAUCACCAAUGCUGCAAUAAUGUUCGAUCAAAACUUCGUUAUGGAUCACAAAUACAAGAGUCUGUUGCUGAAUGUACCCACCAGACACGUCAUCGUCAGGGCAAAAGAGUUCCCAGCCAUUGAUGCACAACUUUCACAGCUGAGGGACCUUGACAUCGUCAAUUUCUUCGUCCUGGCGAAGGAGGAGGUCCUGACAGCGAUUCUCGAUGCCGCCGAGGCGAAGAACUUCACUGGCCGCAAGUACGGAUGGUACUCCCUGAGUCUCGAGGAGUUUACGCCCAAGUGCGACUGCAAAAAUCUGUCGGUUCUCUUUUUCCAACCGCAGUCCACCAGCUCCAGUCAACAGCAAUUGGGGGGUUUGACCAGCAAAGGACUCCUACAGCCGCCACUGAUAACAGCUGCAUUUUACUACGACGUAACUCGUCUCGCUGUUCAGGCUAUGAGGGACGCCACUGUCAAUAAUCAGUGGCCGAUGGAGCCCCGACACAUCACCUGCGACGAGUUCAACGGCAACAACACGCCAACAAGAAAUUUUGAUUUUUUGGAAAAAUUGAGGAACGUCACCACCGAUGGAAAGUUCGAGCCGACCUACGCUAGCUUCCACUGGGGAACACAAAAUGGCGAUCAUAUGGCUAACUUUACCAUGAAAAUCAGCCUCAUUGUUAUCGAUGAUGGCAAUGCCAUUUCUACAAAUGCCAUUGGGGAGUGGCCAGCGGGAAUUGACUCGCCUCUGCAGAUUUCUCCAUCAAAAACGGAGAUCGUCCAGAAUCACACAGCCGUAAAGAGCUUUCGUGUGGUGACCGUCAUCACCCCGCCCUUCGUAAUGUACGAUCCCGAGACAGACGAGUGGUCAGGUUACUGCAUCGACCUUCUAGACAAUAUCCGAAAUAUUCUCCAUUUCGAGUACGAAAUUCGCGAAGUUGCUGACGGUGAAUUCGGCUCAAUGACACCAGAUGGCACGUGGAAUGGAAUGGUCGGAGAGCUGAAGGACAAACGAGCGGACAUCGCCCUGGGUACCAUAUCAGUGAUGGCUGAACGAGAGAAUGUCGUCGACUUUACAGUACCUUAUUACGAUCUAGUGGGCAUAUCGAUCCUCAUGAGGAAGCAGAAGGCAGCAACAUCGCUGUUCAAGUUCCUCACUGUUCUGGAGAACGAUGUCUGGCUCUGCAUACUGGCGUCCUACUUCUUCACGAGCUUCCUGAUGUGGCUGUUCGACAGAUGGUCACCAUACAGCUACCAGAAUAACCGAGAGAAGUACAAGGACGAUGAGGAGAAGAGGGAGUUCAGUCUGAAGGAGUGCCUCUGGUUCUGCAUGACGUCCUUGACACCUCAGGGUGGUGGGGAGGCCCCGAAGAAUCUCUCGGGGAGACUCGUUGCUGCCACCUGGUGGCUCUUCGGUUUCAUCAUCAUUGCCUCGUACACUGCCAAUCUCGCUGCCUUCCUGACAGUCUCCAGGUUGGAAACACCGGUGGAAUCCCUGGAUGGAUUGAGCAAACAGUACAAGAUCCAAUAUGCACCAGUUCGUCCUUCAGAGGCUUACACGUAUUUCGAUCGCAUGGCGAAGAUCGAAACUCGAUUUUAUGAGAUUUGGAAAGACAUGAGCCUGAACGACAGCCUCUCAGACGCCGAAAGGGCCGAGCUCGCUGUCUGGGAUUACCCGGUGAGUGACAAAUACACCAAAAUGUUCCAGGCGAUGAAGGAAGCGGGAUUUCCGAAGAGUAAAGAGGAGGCGGUGCAAAGAGUGCGAAGAGAACUUCAAAAUUCAUCCCAAACAGACUUUGCAUUCAUCGGAGAUGCUACUGACAUACGGUACCUGGAGAUGACAAACUGCGAUCUGAUCAUGGUCGGAGAGGAAUUCUCCAGGAAGCCGUAUGCUAUUGCAGUCCAGCAGGGCUCACCACUCAAAGAUCAAUUUAAUAAUGCGAUCCUCCACCUACUGAACAAACGCAUCCUAGAGCAGCUGAAGAACAAAUGGUGGGCGAAAAAUCCAGCGAAAAAGACCUGUGAAAAAGAGGACGACCAGAGCGAAGGGAUCUCCAUUCAGAACAUCGGAGGUGUAUUCAUCGUCAUCUUCGUGGGUAUUGCACUCGCCUGCAUCACCCUGGCCUUCGAAUACUGGUGGUAUCGUCACCGCCCGAAGAAGCUGGAGCAAAAGCGCAUGGCAGCAGCGAAGAAAUCCUCACACAUGCCGAAUCCAAUCAGGCUGACCUUGGAGCCAGCUAGGGCUCCUCAAUUUCCUGAUGUUCGUUCUAGAUUCUGAAAGCUCUGGGCUUUCCAUCUCUAUCUUUUAUAACGUGAUAGGUAUAAUUUUAAUGACUUUCACUAAUGAAUUGGUCAUGACUCAGCAUGUAACAGUCAAAUUAAAGUAAAAAUUUCAAUCUCGAAUAUAAAAAAAUGUCCAGCUCAUAAAAUUGAAGGUGAGAUUGAGUUGUUGUUGAUGGAUUGAUAAAUAAAUAACAAAGCCUCACGGUGUAAUAUUUUUUAUUCGUGUUUGUUUUUUUUUUCAAUUUCUAAUUCUGCAUUCGAUACAUCUGGUUUCUCAUAACAGUGACUUUUGAGGAAUUAAUCCAUCUAAUUCGCUUGUGUGUGCUUUCAAUUCCAGACGAUACGAAAAUUCGUUUUAUGACAAAUAAAACAAAGACAUGAAUGUUCUGCCAUAAAUGGAGGGGGAGAAAUACGAUUAAUCUCGAUGUAGAAGCAAAUUAUCGGAAAA
Diachasmimorpha longicaudata is the source of this 3490-nucleotide messenger RNA. RefSeq names its product ionotropic receptor 25a (gene Ir25a). NCBI's taxonomy places the organism in Eukaryota, Metazoa, Arthropoda, Insecta, Hymenoptera, Braconidae. Bases 218 to 3037 code for a protein of 939 amino acids. Gene Ontology annotation, molecular function: transmitter-gated monoatomic ion channel activity involved in regulation of postsynaptic membrane potential; glutamate receptor activity. The record is from RefSeq and is a predicted model, not a curated record. Gene Ontology annotation, cellular component: plasma membrane; postsynaptic density membrane. The transcript is spliced from 5 exons. Gene Ontology annotation, biological process: synaptic transmission, glutamatergic; modulation of chemical synaptic transmission; monoatomic ion transport.